GCGCUGGUCUGCGCACGGCAUUGAUCGAGGUCGCACGGGUUCCCUGCCGCUCGUUUUCUCCUUCACACACUCGCCUUUUCCUCCCGCUUCUACCUAAACUAAUCGCGACAUAUACCCGCGUGCGCGAGCCUCAGUUUGUUGUGUGCCUUUAAUCCCGUUAACGAGGAGACCAACCCCCGAGGGGUCAAAGUUCGCGCCGCGUGUGACGAGAACUACGUACGUCCCGCCGAUCGAGCGCGGACAACUUUGUUUGCACCAAACGACCGGUUGGACGAUUAGUCGUUGUACCGCGAGUGUAACAACAGAGGAAAACAAAGCCACCCGUCGUCAUUGGUGAUGGUGACGAACUAGGCAAGUAUCGGGUGCUGCGAUGUUCAAGCGACUGGCCAAGUCUAAGCGGCACAGCGUCGAGGGGGUCGGUGGCGAACCCAGGCCGCCGAAGGAGUCCUCGUCCUUCUGUACGCCACCCCCGUCGCCGUCGGUCGGAUCCCCGCCGUUCCCGGAGGAGACCCAGAGCGUCGGAGGUGGCGCGAGGGCGCCGAGAGCGAAACAGGCGAGAAGAAGCUGCGGCGACCAGCCUCUGAACCUCAACGUCCAACCGCUGGACAACUACCAGGAUGGACAGGACGAGCCCGACCACCAAUCGGGCCGCAUCACCCGGGUCAGUACCGAGACCGACUAUCAGAUGGUCACCGCGGUCCCGGCCUACAUCGUGGAACACGAGCCGGAAAAACAAAAAGGACUCGGCGUCUGGGGCCGGAGGAUGAGCAAGAAGAUAGACUCCUUCCGGAGGGUCAGCUGCCGCGAGUCCCCCGUUGGGGUGCCGGAAGUCCCGGGUGAAAAAACGCGGCUCUUCAGCCCCCCGCAGCGGUCCGCAUCGCCGUUCAAGUCGUUCUUCAUCAGGAUGGGGUCUACGGGGAUGCUCAACUCCGCCAAGAGCAACCGCAGGUCGCUGCAAAGCGUCGCCGACGAGCAGACCCAGAGCAACCGGAAGUCGAACGGGAUUCAGGCCCUGCGCUCGACUCGGUCCCCGGAGAAGGACCCCCAGGCACCGCUCUUCAGAAGCUGCAGUACCAGCCAGCUGAACACGACCCUGACCUACGUCAAGGGCGACGACCCCUCGGAGGGAAUCGACCUCAGGAUCGGCGGGAAGGAGGGCGGAAAGACCGUGUCCUGCGACAAUCUGGCCGGUCAGCUGCUCGACGAUGUUUUCGAACCGGGAGAACGCGUCCAGGAGAGUCCGAACCCCGGGACGACGUUCUACUCGUGCGACUAUUACGCGGAUGGAAACGCCGACGUUAAUCUCGCGAGGAAAUCGGUAAGCUGCGAUUUCCGCGAGCCGAACUGCGGCAAGGAAUCGAAGGAGCUGGGAAAGAAGAGCAGCUUUCCGUACGCCUUCCUCAGGUCCAAGCUCUCCGUUCUACCCGAGGAACGUCACGCCGUUCCUUCCGCCGUCUCUCAUCGACCGGAAUCGGAUCGACUGUUCAAAACCGUGUCCGAGGAGCAUUUUCCAUCGCUUAUCAGAACCGACGACGCCGUCGAGACGACGACGCUGGGUCGACGCCGAUCACGCCCGGGAGGAACGGCGGCUUCCUACCUCAGAACGGGGGGGCGCAAUUCCUACUCCGAGUACCGGAGCCCCGGCUACGAUCAGCAGACGGAACACGUCGACCUCGCCGACCCGGAAACGGCGCCGACGCUCCGGUCUCAGCGUCGAAAUUCGGCGCCCAGCGCCGAGCAGCGCCUCUCCUCGCACUACGUCAGCUCCAACGAGUCCGGAUACGACAGCGACGGGCCCCGAGGUGAAUCGGCCGCGGCAUCGGAGGCCGAGGCGCUGAGCCUCAACCGCGCCGACAGCUCGGACACGAGCAGCGUCGUCGACUCGGAGAUGGAGAAGCCGACGCGGAGUUCGACGCCGAGCGAGUACCCGGACCGCCCGGAGAGCGGACUCGACGGACUGCGCUGGCACCAAACGACCUCCGGCCGCAUCCUACCCAGCAUAAAUCAGAUCCCGGUUUCCGAGACGGAGGGCCUUGUCGUCGCGUCGCCGCACAGGGCGAGACUCCAGCGGGAGAAGACCAGGUUCCUCGCCGACAUUGUUCAGGGUGGCAACGUCGUCGAGCGAGUCCGGCGUCAGCGUCGAUGUCGGAUGGUCGACCUGGUCAAGAACGAUCCCAACAAGACUCUCGGCAUCAGACUCGCUCGGCAGAGGUCCGACCGACUUCGUUACGUCGUCGUCGAACUCGAGGACAAAGGAAUUGCCCACAGAGACGGAAGACUGAGACUGGGAGACGAGAUCGUCGAGGUGGAAGGUCGUGACCUGGGAACGAUGGAGUCGCUGCAGGCGGUUCAAGACUUUUUGGCGUCGUUCACGGGCAGUAAGAUACAGCUGCUGACGGCGUACGACGAGAACGUUCCUCAGGUCUGUUCCGUCCCGACGCUGCUUCCUGGGGAGACGGAGUACUUCGAGAACGCGAAGACGCUGUCGAACAUCUCGCUCUGCGACGAUCGGGAUCGACGGGUGCCAGUGUCGGGUUCCGGAGUGGUAGACCAUCGUCGACGGCCGGACUUCCUUCCCCUGGAUUCCUCGGCCCCCGAGACGAUCCUGGAAGCGCAUCGGUACCCGACCAGACACGCGGCCCGUUUCGAGAAGGGCUUCGGCCGUCCGAGUCUCGGCUUCAGCGUCGUCGGGGGACGAGACAGCCCCCGAGGUGAAAUGGGCAUCUUCGUCAGGCGCGUGUUUCCCGGGGGCCAGGCCGACGCCUCCAAGUCUCUUCUUCAAGGCGACGAGAUUCUCACCCUGAACGGCAAGGUUCUUCGCGGCUUCACCCAUCGCGAGGUCAUCGAACUCUUCAAGGCCGUCAGGGAAGGGCCCGUGGAAUUGGAAAUCGCGAGGAGACACAGGUACCCCAAAUCACUCCCGGAUUCGUCGACUUACUGAGAAUUAUUGGUCGGUUAUAAUAACUUGACGUAGCAGCUUGUGUUAAUUGUUAUAUAAAAAUUCUUCGCGAACUAGAUUCUAACUUUAUCUAUAUACAAUGUACAUGCGAUCUCUAGUCUCGUCUAACAACGGAUCUUACAAUUAGAUUUACCAACUCGGCUCGCGUUUCUUAUUUUAUUCUCAUAGAUACGUUUGUGUAUAUUUAAUUUAUUGAUUAUUAUUCCUAUGAUAUAUUAUAUAUUUGUAUAGAUGAAUUUUACGUCGGUCUACACGGAGUCUGAAAUAAUUAGGAGAUUUCAACUUUCACCUGAUUCACGUUUCUAAUUUUAUCCAGAUGUUUUAAUUUUAAAUGUAUUUUAUAACGGAUAUAUUAUGUGUAUAUAUAUAUAUAUAUUGAGAAAAAAAUGUUUUAUAUUCUGGUAUUUACGAAACACUGCACUAAACACACACGCACGCACACCGGCAGGCACACAAACGCAUAAACGCGAUAUUUACUGUUAAUAAAAGAACAUGCAUUGUCA
Molecule: messenger RNA, 3462 nt
Organism: Neodiprion virginianus
Lineage: Eukaryota; Metazoa; Arthropoda; Insecta; Hymenoptera; Diprionidae
Exons: 6
Coding region: 371-2941 (856 amino acids)
Molecular function (GO): protein binding
Source: RefSeq, a predicted model, not a curated record